Molecule: messenger RNA, 7353 nt
Organism: Colletotrichum truncatum
Lineage: Eukaryota; Fungi; Ascomycota; Sordariomycetes; Glomerellales; Glomerellaceae
Product: Lovastatin diketide synthase LovF 1
Biological process (GO): secondary metabolite biosynthetic process; fatty acid biosynthetic process
Molecular function (GO): fatty acid synthase activity; oxidoreductase activity
Source: RefSeq, a predicted model, not a curated record
AUGGAAACUCAACCCACACAGAACGUUCAAAACUCUGGCGAUCAGUAUGUGGGUGAAGCUAAAAUGUUUGAGCCUAUUGCCAUCAUAGGCAUGGGCAUGCGGCUUCCUGGGGGCGUUUGUAACGCUACUGACUACUGGGACCUCCUCGUCAAUGGCAAGAGCGGACGAUGCCGAGUCCCCAGCAGUCGUUAUAAUGUCGACACAUGGUACGGCCCUGGCAGGCCCAAUCAUGUACCAACAGGGUUUGGCUACUUUCUUCAAGAUAUAAAUCUGGGGCACGUCGACCCCAGCUUUUGGUCAUUCACGAAGCAAGAAGCCGAACUUAUGGACCCCAGACAACGACUGUUCUUGGAGGUCGCCUACGAAGCCCUGGAAAGUUCCGGAACGACAAAUUUUAGGGGUAGUGAUGUGGGAGUGUAUGUUGGCACCAUGGGCGAAGAGUGGAAUCAUAUCGAGUCCAAAGACCAGCAAAAUCUUCACCAAGUCCGACCAGACGUAUAUGGAGAUUACAUCAUCGCCAACAGAACCUCUUAUGAGUUUGAUUUUACUGGCCCAAGCGUCGUGCUUCGUACGGCUUGCUCUGCUUCUUUAGUCGCGCUACAUAUGGCUUGCAGAGACCUGCAAGGCGGUGAUUGUGCUUCAGCUCUCGUUGGAGGCGUUAAUCUCAUUCUGACGCCCAAAGACACGGCAGUCAUGCAUCAGCAAGGCGUCCUGUCACUUACGGCGUCCUGUAAAAGUUUUGACGCUGAUGCGGACGGAUUUGCUCGAGGCGAAGGAGUUACUGCGAUCUAUAUCAAGAAAUUGUCAGACGCUGUACGUGAUGGCGAUCCGAUUCGUGCAGUCAUCCGGUCAACUUGCAUCGCUGGCGAUGGCAGGACCCAAGGGUUAACAACGCCUAAUCCCAAAAGUCAUGAGAAGCUAAUGAGAAGGGGGCAUCAACUGGCUGGUAUAAGUGACCUUUCUAAGACAGCGAUGGUUGAGUGCCAUGGAACUGGAACUACCGUCGGUGAUCCUCUGGAAGCCAACGCGAUUGCAAACAUAUGGUCUGAGCACGGAAUUCAUAUUGGAUCGGUGAAACCAAACAUUGGCCACGGUGAGGGUGCUUCAGGAUUGUCUAGCGUCAUUAAGAUGGUGCUAGCCUUGGAGAAUUCCACCAUCCCCCCAAAUAUCAACUUUAAAACGCCAAACCCAAAAAUUCUGUGGGGAAACGCGAAACUCAAGGUCCCGACAGAGCCUCUGCCAUGGCCAGCUGAUAAACUCGAAAGAGCAUCAGUCAAUAGCUUUGGAAUAGGCGGCUCUAACGCUCAUGUUUUACUUGAGUCAGCUGCCUGCUUCGGUGUAUCUUCUGCAAGGUCUAUCGAAAACGACGACCUAAGCCCUAAAGCUUCCAAGCAUCAUCUCCUGGUCUUCUCCGCAGGCCACCCAGAUUCUGUCAAAAGGACGGCUGCCAACAUUAAACAAUACUUGUCUCAACAACCUGAUAAGAUUAGAGAUGUAGCCUACUCUUUAAGUUCGCGUCGGGAACUCCACCAGCACCGCGCUUUCUGCGUGACUGAUGGCGUCCAGGAGCUCCAUAUGUCACAUAUCAACAAACCAGGAAAGCUAUCACCGUCAUUAAUUUGGGUCUUCACUGGACAGGGAGCUCAAUGGGCACAAAUGGGAAAAGAGUUGGUCGAACAAGAACCACUGUUUCGACAAAAGAUUAACAGUCUGGAUGGCGUACUAGCCAACCUCCCAUGUCCGCCAUCAUGGACAAUCAAAGGGCUGUUAUUGGCACCGAAGUCAGAGAGUAGACUUGACGAGGCAGAAUUCUCUCAACCAUGCCUUGUUGCCAUUCAAGUGGCUUUGGUUGACUUGCUUCGCUCAUGGGGCGUUGCACCCUCUGCAGUUGUCGGGCACUCUUCUGGAGAAACUGCUGCCGCGUACGCCAGCGGUGCAAUCACAGCUGAAGAUGCCAUUAGGAUUGCUUAUCAUCGAGGCCAGAUCACUCGGUUGAUUAAAUCUUCUCAUAAAGGGUCGAUGGCUGCAAUUGGGCUGGGUCGAGGCCAAGUUGAGCACCUCCUCAAACCGGGAGUUAUUAUCGGCUGCGAGAAUUCACCAGCAAAUGUGACUCUUUCAGGCGAGGCUGACGUCUUAGAAACUGUAAUGGAAGAUAUCAAGAAAGCAUAUCCAGAGGUGUUGGUACGAAGCCUUCGGGUCGAAUGCGGUUAUCACUCACACCAUAUGAAAACCGCGGCAGCAGACUUUACAAGGCGUUUGGAGGGACUGUUUCAACCCAAAUUGCCCAACGUGCCAUUUUAUUCUUCCGUCACAGGUAAAAUGAACGAAGACAUGUCUUCUUCAUACUGGGUCCGGAACGUUGUAUCGCCUGUCUUGUUCAGCACAGCGGCUGAGUCCGUCCUAGACGAUUUCAAGUCACCAAUCUUCAUGGAAAUCGGUCCGCACUCCGCACUAGCUGGCCCAUUACGACAGAUUCUGCAGGCCAGGAACCGGAAUGCCGAAUACAUUUCAACACUAGUACGAAACCAAAAUGCGGUCUCAUGCGUAAUGAAAACAGCAGGAGAGCUCUGGGUGGCCGGAGCCACAAUCGAUCUCUCUGCGGUGGUUCCGCGGGGAGAAUUUCUGGCGGACCUUCCCACAUACCCAUGGCAUUAUGAAAAAGAAUUCUGGGUAGAAACCCGACUAUCCCGCAGCUGGAGAUUCAGAAAACAUGCUCACCACGAGUUGCUGGGAACUCGAGUCGAGGAAAUUGCGGAUGCUUGUCCGGCUUGGAGGUGCAACUUGAGAGUUGAAGACGUGCCAUGGCUUCGAGAACACACUGUUUUUGGAGAAACAGUGUUUCCUGCCACGGGGUUUAUCUCGAUGAUUGGAGAAGCCCUGAAGCAACUCACAGGAUCUAUCGAUUACACCAUCAAGCACAUCCGUUUCGACUCGGCUUUAGUUCUCCAUGAUCAACCAGUUGAGCUGGUCACUAUUCUCAACCCCUCGCACGUCAAUUCUGAAGCAGAUUCGGGCUGGUUCGACCUGUCAAUUCAUUCGUUGAGCUACGGCUGUAACACCUGGGUCAAGCACGUCACAGGUCACUGCAAAAGUGGUUCAGACCGCGAGCGCCAGGCCCUCAAGGCUAUAGCUCUUCCCCGAAAGGCCUCUGCCGCGCCAUUCUACAGCACUUGGAAGAGGUUCGGAUUGAGUUACGGUCCCCGGUUCCAAAAUCUCACCGACAUUAACGCUCAUGUCAGCGAUGGAACAGCCAUUGCAACUUUACAGUCGGAGUUGUCGGAAUACGAAAAGUCAUCCUACACAAUCCACCCAACUCUUCUGGAUUCCAGUAUGCAUUUCUCAAUGAUCGCAUCCUGUCGUGGCCUUGUUAAGAAUCACAAAAGUUUGGCGGUUCCCACUUUUAUUGAAGAACUGUACAUCGGCAAGCCUUCAGGACAAAUCCAGGUGAAAGCAACCACAAACCUUGGUAAUGCAGCCAAAGAAACAAGUCAGGUUGUGGGAGUAUCGGAAGGGCAAGUUGUAAUAGACAUUCAAGGGCUUGAGGUAGAAGCCAUUGGAGACAGCUCCCUGGACCACGACACAGACCCUCAUGCUGGAGUCGUGCUCGAAUGGAAGCCUGACAUUGACCUACUUGAUCUAUCCCACAUUCUUCGUCAUAGGGAAUUCGGACUUUGUUCCGACAACCUGAACAAGAUGGUCUUGGCUUGUGUCGUGGAGUCAAGAGCUCAACUUCAAUUUCUUCCAGCAACAAAGCCACACCUUGUGAGAUUCAAAGGCUGGCUUGACGAAUCUUACCGAAAGGCCAUGACUGGAAACUACCUAGACGUUUUGAACGCUUUUGAAAUUGCGACGAUGAGCACCGAGUCAAGGCAAACAAUUAUCUCGGAGAUGCUCCAAGCCUGCAAAGGCACACCGUCAGAGAGCCAUGCGCUAGCGGUAUACGAAGUUUACACAAACGUCGCAGCUUGGUUCUCUGGUAACCUGGAUACAAGUAAGCCAACUUCGAAACAUCAAAUCACGGCUCAGGCGUCCGGCUUUCUAUGCGAUGUGGACAUCACCAGUUUACUUCAACUCUUGGUACACAAGAGGUCAAGACUUAACAUUUUGCAAAUUGGCGGUGUUCCCGAGGACAUGUUACCGUCUUGGCUUUUCGCAGCCAAGCAUAACCAUGACGUGCAUAGUACCUACACCUACACUACGGCAUCGGCACAAAUUGAUAGUACAGUUAAGCAGCGUCUCGCGGAGAUCCCCACAGCCAGACAUGUUCAGCUUGACAUCAACGUCGACCCUGUCUCACAAGGCCUUAAUGAAGAGUCAUUCGAUCUCAUUCUUAAAAUUGAGCCAACUCCAAUCUCACUGGCAGCCGCCAGAAAUAUGCGCAAGCUAUUGAAACCUACGGGACGGUUGGUUCUUCAACAUGCAAAUCCAACAUCGAGAACUCUUCAGUACGUCUUUGGACUUUCUCACAACCCAAAUGUGCUCUAUGAGGGAUGGGCGGAAGACCUAGCCUUGUACGAUCACUUAAGUCAGGCAGGGUUUGAUAACAAUGGAGCCACGACGUAUUCAGGAGACCAUGCGAGGCUUACCAUUGUUACACCAUAUCUGGACCAUUGGAAAGCCACGGCCGCAAGCAUCAUUUGUCAAGAUCCAUCUCAUCAUUCGAUCAAAGAUGCGACCAGAGCUCUUAAGGCUCGAGGGUUCGAUCUUGAUUUCGUCACUCCAGGUCAAGAAGUUCCGUGGGGUCAACCUGCCGUGUGCCUUCUAGAUCUUGAAGGCCCCUUCCUCCACAACAUGACACCGCAGCAAUGGACAGACCUUAAAACCACAAUUUUCUCGGCACAAGAUGAGAAACUGUUAUGGGUUACAGGUGCAUCCCAGAUCGAUUGUAAAGAUCCGAAUUACUCUCUGAUACUUGGCACUGCUCGCAGUCUUCGCAGAGAGCUUUCCAUGGAUAUUGUAACUUUGGAGUUGGACUCAUUCGACGCCAAUGGUUGGAAUGCCAUGAACAAAGUUCUUGAGACUCUCGGACAGCGCUUUACAGGGGGGGAAGUUGAGCCUGAGUCAGAGUAUGUGUUUUCUCAAGGCUCACUUCAAAUAUGUCGGUUUCGCCCUAUUAAUAUUUCGGAGCAAUUGUACCAAGGGGGGAAUAACUUGUCUAAGCAGUUGAAGAUAAGUAAGCCAGGCGUCUUAAAUAGUCUAAGGUGGGAGGCUAUCGAGCCGGUUCCCCUGGAGAGAGACUUGAUCGAAGUCGAAACCAAGGCUAUUGGACUUAACGUUAGGGACAUGGAAAUUUCAAAAGGUGAUAACCUUGAGCAGCAUGCUGGCUGCAGCGAUUUCGGCUUCGAAGGUAGUGGAAUCGUACGAAGAGUAGGUUCUGAAGUCCGGCGGUUCCGGCCUGGAGAUCGAGUUGCUUUUACUUUUGGCGGCUGCCUUUCUACCUCAAUCACAUUGCCGGAGACGAUGUGUGUGGAAAUUCCAGGGGCUAUGAGUUUUGAAGAGGCAGCUUCAUCGCCAUACUCGUAUGGCACUGCGUUGUACGGACUUAUGGAGCUUGGAAAGUUAAGGAGGAACCAAGCUGUGCUUAUUCAUUCGGCCUGUGAUGCCCUUGGACUUGCUGCAAUUCAACUAGCUCAGACUGUUGGCGCCGAGAUUUUCUGCAAAGUCGAACACGCAGAUCAGGCUGAAUAUCUCAACCGUUCCUAUGGGAUUCCGAAAAGUCAUAUUCUCAGUGGCGAUGAUGCUUCUUCUGCAUUUGAGGUCCUCCGAUUGAGCAACAAUCAAGGGGUAGAUGUGAUGUUCGGCCCUAUCGCCAAAGAUUCUCUCGGUCUCUACUGGAAGUGCCUUGCUACAUCCGGGAUCGUGAUUCAAACCAGACAUGGCGGAAGUUCACGCGGAUUCUAUUUCAACAUGCCACAGCCCAGUAGCAACCAAGCUUUUGUCAGCCUUGAUCAAGAAGAACUGAGGAUGCAUCGCCCAUCAGAAUGUACUCGUCUUAUAGAGCAAGCUUUCAUGUUUUGCAAGCUUGGGCUUAAUCAUCCUCCCCAGCCAAUCACCUCUUUUGAGGCUGCACGUGUUGUUGAAGCUUUCCAGUACUUGCAAGAAAAACGACACAUCGGCCGAGUUGUCGUGAGAAUGCCAGAGUGCAACGAGAAUCUUCUAUCAGCUCCGUUAAGGGCAAACAUGAAUCUCCAUCCGGAUAGGACAUAUGUGUUCGUUGGUGGAUUUGGAGGUUUGGGCCAAGCCACAGCAAGAUACCUUGCGGAGCACGGAGCUCGCCAUCUUAUCUUCUUCUCCAGGUCUGCCGAAGAAUCGGCAGUGGAAUUCCCUGAAUACGUUGAAGAGUUGCAAGCGCUCGGCUGCACUGUACAGGCAAUUUCUGGCAGUGUCGAUGAGAUUGCUGACGUUAUGAAAGUUGUCAGUUCUGCCAGGACGCCAAUUGCUGGAGUCUUGCAGGCGGCUAUGGUUCUCCAGGACAUCAACAUUACUGAUAUGACUUUCGAUCAAUGGCAAAAAACUGUCAAGCCCAAGGUGCAAGGCACUUGGAAUCUCCAUCAUGCUUUACAAUCACAGAGUGAACCACUUGACUUCUUCUUCCUCUUCAGCUCCCUUUCUGGGCUUGGAGGGCAAAUUGGACAGGCCAACUACGCCGCAGGAAAUGCCUUCCUUGAUGCCUUUGUGCAAUACCGACACACACAGGGGUUGGCAUGCUCGGUUCUGGACAUUGGUAUUAUGGAAGAUAUUGGUGUGCUUGCAAGGGACCAAAACCGCCUUGAGGCACUCCGAGCAACAUCACAACACUGUCUCCACGAGCAAGACUUUCUCGACGCCCUGGAGUUGAUGAUCAAACGGUCGCAUAAGAAGCCGGCAGACAAGACUUUACCUUACGAGAUAUCAGAAGGAUGCACAAACCACAGUCAAGUCGCUAUCGGUAUGAGAUCAUCUGCCUCAAAGAACAGAACGGGUUGGCAAAGGGACCCUCGGACAGUAUUCCUGGGAAACUCCUCAGUUACCGAUCAAAACGACCAUAUGACCGAACCGAAUAGGACUUUGAAGGAGUUCCUCCAAGCAUGCAGCUCUGAUCCCGCGCAGCUUCAGUCGGAAGAAGGAAAACUCUUCUUGGCUAAACAGAUCAGUGGCGCAUUACAAGAUUUCACAAUGCAUAAGCAUGAUGAGGUUGAUUUAUCGUUGCCCUUGCAGACGGAUUCUCUGGUUACAGUUGAGCUUCGGAACUGGCUUAGGCAGAAGAUGGGUGUGACGUUUACUAUCUUAGAGCUACGAAGCGCAGAGAGUAUCGCGUCUUUAGGGCGGGAGGCAGCGGUGAGGCUUUUCGCUACGCACAAGAUGGGCUUUUAG